AUGCAUCGGCCGGAUCGCCUUGUUGUCCGUGGCCCCGUCACUUCUGCCAGCCGCCCACGUCGGCGGGGGGGCGCAUCGGGGCGUCCGUCGACUGGCGGACCGUCGCAGCGGGAGGAGCAACAACAGCUGCUGCUGCUGCCGCAGAAGGAGCUGGAGGACUCGCAAUACGCCCUGUCAAGUAACUUCACGGCGUCGUCGCCGAUGAUUUCUUUAUGCCAGUUUAAAGACGAUGCGACGGCGGCAGGCUAUGGACACAGCGGCAACGCAGGCCCUGGCGGUCUGCAGACCUCUUCCUCGCUGCUGCCGCAGCUGCAGCAGCCUGUUGUGCCAGCGGCUGGGCACGCGCUGUCCGUGCUAGAGGGACCGCUUCCAGCGGAGGUGCGUGAGAUUAUCUAUAGUCAAUGCAGCGGGGAACGCGCAGAGCUGGCGGAGCGACACGCCAGGCGGCUGUUGAGCACAAAUCGCCGCGUGCGCGUGUACCGUGAGGAGCUGCAGAGCGCUGUGGAGGAGGUGGGUGAUGUGGCACAGCUGCUGCAGCAGCAUCAGAGGGUGCAGGAUGCGUUGCGAGCGGAGUUGACGGACUUGGACGCUCAACUGGAGCGACUGCUGCGUGAACGGCAGCUCUGUGAGCUGCAACUGAGUCAAGAGGAAGAGGCGCGACAGCGGAAGGAUGUGAAGCUUCGCGAUGCGAAGGAGCGGGUGAACGUGCUCCGCUCCACCAUUGACACUAUCACGAAGGAGUCUUUGUCUGGCUACGUCUUGCUGCGCCAGUUAGUGCCGAAUCUGAACGUGGAGAACUACGUCGCUUAG
Molecule: messenger RNA, 810 nt
Organism: Trypanosoma conorhini
Lineage: Eukaryota; Euglenozoa; Kinetoplastea; Trypanosomatida; Trypanosomatidae
Exons: 1
Coding region: 1-810 (269 amino acids)
Source: RefSeq, a predicted model, not a curated record